AUGUCUGUGAAUAAUCCAUCAGACUCUGGAGGUGGAGGAGGUGCUGAGGUAGCGUUUUCGAAUCCACCUUCGAUGAGCGAUAUGGAUAUGGGCGCCAUGGGUGCCUGGGCCGAAAUCAUGGCCGAAGAGCAGGUUCAAACUUUGCCUCAAAGCGAAAAAAAAGAAGAUGUUGAAACACAGGAACAAAGUGUAGAGGAAAACGACGCUGCAGUUCGAAAGCAGCCGGAACAACAGUAUUUUGCAGUCCAGGUAACAAAUUUGCCCGCCUGCACAAACGAGGAACUUUUCUACCAUUUUGGUGGUGAUAGCAUUGUACGCGACAUCGCAUUUUUACCCGAUCGUCGGUGUGCAGCAAGAAUUGACUUAUUCACAAUCGAAGGACUGAAGCGUGCGAAAGAACUUGAUGGACAACAAUUCAGAGGUCGAACUCUGAGAGUAUACGAGAUUCGAGAAGAUAGAGUUCGCGAAAGACCAAUUCAGCAUGACUUUCAAAAUCGCCAGUACAGCCACGAGCCACCUCCUUACAGCCGCGAAAGCAGCAGGUACAAUAGCCAGUCUAGUCUUUACAGUAACGAUGCAAGGAAUUACGACAGGGGAAAUCGUUCUUUCAACUCCUCGAACGACUAUCGCAACAGUAAUCAGUAUCGCGGUCCUAUGGGUGGAACGUUCCCUCGGGGAAAGUACUUCAACGCCUACGACGAAUACAACAACAUGGGACGUUACGUUUCGGGAAGCCAACCUUAUCGGGGUGGUGGCCCAUAUUAUAAUCAUCAGUACAAUGGUGGCGGUUAUCCGCCUCGACCACGCGGUGUGCAAGGACGUGGCGGCUACAGCGGAGGACGAGGAAAUUACUAUGGAAGCCAAGAAUUACAGCGAAGCGACAGCUACCAUCAUGACGAAAGAGACAAGCCAGCGCCUAUUGCACGCUCUCGCACGGAGUCUACGGCGUUUGAUGCUGAAAGACGUAGAAUGGAACUGUCUAGAACAUCAUCUCGGUUGAGUACGAGCACUGAAGAUGUAGAUAACCAGCCUGCAAGAGUAGUUCCGAAGAAGCUCACCAAUAAAGACAUAUUUGGUGAAGCUAAGCCAGUCGAUACUUCAGAACGACUUCGAGAAAUAGAAGCGAAGCAAGAAAGAGAACGGCUGCUAGAGGAGCAGAAAUACAAGGAGGAAGCAGAAGCAGCACGUCUGGCUGCUGCGGCUGAACAUAAUGAUAAUCCCCCACCAAUCCAUCAUCCUCACCAAUACGCCGCCCAUCAUGGUCACGUUGCACACCAUAACACGCAUCAUCAGUAUCAUCACGCACCAUCGCGACAAGGUCUUCCUCCUCAUGCCCCGUACGUUCCGUACCAAACAUCCCACAAUAUACAACAACAUUCUCAACAACCCCAUCCAAAUACUGGUCAGUAUCAUCCACAGCAGAGAUACGAUGGCGGUGUUGCACCGGGAGGCUACAGAAUCAUGCGCCGUGAGUCAGCCGAUGCUACGGACGCAAGCCCACCACUCGAUCCUGUGCACGCGAAAGCCCCAUUACAAACUUCUAUUACAAAUGAAUCGGAGAAGUCACAGGAAACAACGAACGAGAAUACAUCUUCAGCGGUCGUUUCAUCAGGAGAUGCACUGCCACCAACUAUGAGACGCAACUCAGUUUCUGAUCGCCGUCGUCCCAAUGACUCGAUGAGUAGCAGUGGGACUGAGACGUUGCCACGUCCAGCUGGAAAGCAACGCAUUGUGUACCGUAGCAAGUGUGCUGCUGCACCUCUUCAGAAAAGCGCCACAAUCGGUGAGAUCCGAGAUGCUGUUGCACCACAAAGAGGUCGAGGUGGCCGGGGUGGUCGUAGUGGACGCGGCUAUCAUCGUGGUGGUGGACCUAACGAUAGGCGAAGUAGUUUUUCUGGAGUGGAGAAGCCUGCAACGAUCCCUAGUGGCGGUAAUAAACCUGUUGAGCUAGAAAAUGAAUCCAUCGAGCAAAAACUGUCUACUGAGGAGAGGCCGGAUCGAGCCGAGCGUAAAGAACAUCAUGGCUCGCAUGCGUCGUUGCGUGGAAGCAGGACAGGGACUCUACGGAAAAACCGAGGCGGCUUUCGCAAGGAUAGGACUCCACGAACGUCUCGUGAGGAAGAUGCGUCUGACAUGGAGCUUCGAAAAGAGUCAUUAAAGACCUCUGAAGAACGGUUAGAACGAGUAGAUCGACCCGAGAAACCAGAGAAGAAUGAAGAUAAGCCAACAACUGCUCCCGCAAAGAAAGAAAACGCAAAGACACCUUCCUCGGUAGUCGCUCCAACAACAUCAUCGUCUUCAACCUCGGUUCAAGACAAAAAGAAGGAGAAGAAGAAGACUAAUAAGAAAGAGACUUCGAAAGGAGGAAAAACAUUGAACAAUAACAAAUUCGCUCUUCUCAUCGAUUCAGAGGACUAG
Molecule: messenger RNA, 2418 nt
Organism: Necator americanus (New World hookworm)
Lineage: Eukaryota; Metazoa; Nematoda; Chromadorea; Rhabditida; Ancylostomatidae
Exons: 20
Coding region: 1-2418 (805 amino acids)
Molecular function (GO): nucleic acid binding
Source: RefSeq, a predicted model, not a curated record